CUAGCAUCGUCGCUCAUCGCCAGUUGCUGUUCAGCCUGUAAACUACUUUAACAAAAUAUAGAUACCCGAAACCGCCGCAUGGAAUAAUAUUUCUGCGUAGAUCACGAUGCUCUGCGGAUGAUACCCAUUUGACAAAAUAUGAAUUGAAUCACCAACACAUAUUUUAUUGCGAUCUACUUCGAAAACGGAAGAUAGCCAUGCUUCAUGAGCGCGCUGCGCGCAUAAAUCGGCGACAGCCUCAGUGUGGGAGUAGUACUACCUUAAAGGGAAGUGGGAUGGAAUUAUCAACCGCGGCAGUGAACUUAUUUUACAUCCAUGACAAACCAUUAGUGAUCGACUCAAGUCCGGGCCUCCCACUCUUCUUCCCUUCCCUUCCCUUCCGCUUGCUUCCAAACCUUAUAUAUAUCGUUGCGCUACCGCAACUUUCCGAGUAUAGAAUUAUCUCCUUUAAGCUCCAGACACCUCUGUUCUUUCCUGUUAUACUUGAUUCUACUCUAAAGUCGCAUUGCGGUAUUCGGCACCCGCGCUUCUCCGCACACCGACCCGAAGAUAACCAUUAUCGGCUUGACUCAUUCACAUUUGGAAAGGAGUUCAAUUCCAACGUCCAACCCAAAUCUACUGUCCCAAUUGCAUACACCGGAAUAAUCAGUCUCAAGCUUCAGCAUAUCUACGCUCAGUCUCAAAGAAACCAGUACCAGCGCCACAUCUAUUCCUCUGCCCCGCUCAAGUGAGGGGCAUAUCUUCGCAACUCAACAUGCCUGCAGACACCGAUCCCAGCCUUCAAUUCGAUUCAAUUGAAGAUACAAUUAAGGCUUUCAGCAAUUCCUACCAGCAAACGCUAACCCACAUGGCUCCGCAUAGAAAAUGGCGAGUUCAUAAUUGUGCUUGAUUC
Messenger RNA from Aspergillus pseudotamarii, 892 nucleotides. RefSeq lists its product as uncharacterized. The record is from RefSeq and is a predicted model, not a curated record. The transcript is spliced from 2 exons. Bases 198 to 731 code for a protein of 177 amino acids. Lineage: Eukaryota; Fungi; Ascomycota; Eurotiomycetes; Eurotiales; Aspergillaceae.